This is a messenger RNA of Micromonas commoda, 369 nucleotides long. RefSeq lists its product with no specific name. NCBI's taxonomy places the organism in Eukaryota, Viridiplantae, Chlorophyta, Mamiellophyceae, Mamiellales, Mamiellaceae. Gene Ontology annotation, cellular component: prefoldin complex; cytoplasm. The transcript is spliced from 3 exons. The record is from RefSeq and is a predicted model, not a curated record. Gene Ontology annotation, biological process: protein folding. Bases 1 to 369 code for a protein of 122 amino acids.
AUGGCUGGUAACGCCGACGAGGUGAGCUGGGAUGAUCAGCAGAACAUCUGCGCCUUCGGGCGCCUCAACACCCGCCUGCACGAGGUCAACGCCGAGCUCAAGGCCAAGUCGAAGAUGGUGGAGGACCUGGACGAGGCGAGCAACGAGCUGAUCAUCGCCGACGAGGACACCGUGCGUUUCAGCGUGGGCGAGACCUUCGUCACCGUGGACAACGACGACGCGGAGACGAUGCUGCAGGCGCAAAUCGCCGAGGUGGGCGCCGAGGUGAGCGCGCUGGAGAAGGAGAAGAAGGACAUCACCUCCGCCAUGGCCGAGCUGAAGGAGAAGCUGUACAAGAAGUUCGGCAACAACAUCAACCUCGAGGAGUGA